AUGGCCCGCCAGCCGCCCCCGCCGCCCAGGCCUCAGAGGACCCGUGGCGCUGCUGGGAAGGCUGCUGAUCUCGAGCAUUUCCUGCAGAAGUCGGACACACUGCGCAAAGCGGGCAACUACAAAGAAGCCAUCCAGGUCCUGGAUCGGGCCCUUCUCCUGGAUCCGCAAUGCACACAGGCUUUGUCUGCGCGGGGUGCAGCUCGCCGGGCAUUGCUACAGCGAGAAGAGGCGUUAGCCGACUACUCUGCAGCAAUCGCUCUCGAGCCAAAGCGGGCUGCCUUCAUCAGCAGCCGCGGAACUGUCAAGAGCGAGCUUGGAUGGUACAGAGAUGCCAUAGCCGACUUCAUGAAAGCCUUGAAGCUGGAACCUGAUUACAAGGUUGCCAAGUUUGGCAUGGAGUUGGUGAAAACGCAGCAAAAGGACGGACCCCUGCGAAUGGUCGUUCUCACUGGCUUCAAGAACAUGAGCUGCAUGAACAUGACCUACGUAGAGCGACGCCAGAGGGAUUCGCUCAUCCACGGCAGAGAAUCGUUCUGGUCCUUGAACAACAAGUAUGUCCUGUAUUUCAGCAUUCAGGAGAACCGCUGGAAGGGAUGCCGAGCCAUUGACGUCGACCGUAUCACCGCUGAGGCUUCGCCGGCUUGUGUCGGGGCGCCUGAGCACACCCACCUGUUGUCCCCGAGCCUGCGGAAAGGGUGGUUCGAGUGGUCCGGAAGGCACUGGGUGAAGGUUCCCGACGCUGGAGUCUUCAACGUCGGCCCGGUGGUUGCAGCGCUCCGCAUCGUGACGCUCCAGGGCUUUCAGCGGCCGGCAGUAAACACCAGCUUCAUGGAGCGGAGACAGCUGGAGUUCACGGUUAACAGCCGCGAGACAUACUGGUCGGUGGAUGAGGCACUCUUCAUCUACUGGUGCCCCCGCGAGGCACGAUGGCGAGGCACCCGGCAGCAGGAUCUUGAGAAGAUCCAGAAAGGAGAAUCGGUGGCACUUUUUGGGGCCCCACGAGGAAGCGAUAUCCUUUCCUUGAAGAAAGGAUGGCACGAGCUUCAAAACAAGGAGUGGGUGACCAAUUCCUUUGCAGGCACGGUGAUCGACAAACGGUCGCUGAGCAAGCGCACCGUGACGCUGGCUGGCUUCGCAAUAGCGGGCCUGAACGGCGUGUACGUGGAGAGCCGCAAGAAGGAGCUGAUGGUCAAUGACCGCGAGAUCUACCACUCAAACAGCGAGUCCGAAGAGACCCGGCACUUCCUCUACUGGUCCAAGGCCGAGUCGAGAUGGAAGGGAUCGCUCUUCAGCAACCUGCAGCUCAUCCAGGAGGGAAGGAGCUUGGCUGUGAUCGGUGCCCCGCAGAAUGCGGACCUCCUCGAUCCGGCCCUGCUCCGUGGAUGGCACGAGUGGGCAGAUGGCACCUGGGCGUACCGAGCCCUGGCCGGUGUGGCCUUGCUUGGUUCCUUGGGAGAAGACCUGGUCGUCAAAGACAAGGCUCUGAGAAAUCAGGAUGCCGAGGGAACAAAGAAGCGGAAGCGAGACGACGAGGCGCCCAGGCAGAGCUCGCCACGAGAGGAGCUGAUUAAGGAAGUCUUUGCAUACUUCGACUCCAAUCGUGAUGGCUUGCUGAAAGCCUCCGAGAUGCUUUCCUUCGCCCGUUCGGUGGGCUUCGACGGCGCAGAAGAUCAGUGGGACGAGGAGUAUCGGCUCAUUUGUGACGGCCUCGGCCGUCGGCCGGAGCAUGGCAUUGACCACGGCUCCUUCUUCCGGCUGGUCAACGAGGACACAGACGACGGGUGCUACUGCUCGGACAAGGAGCUGGCAGGCAUGCUCGGGCGGAAAUGGCCGCCCCCCAGAGUUGUGUCCUAG
Molecule: messenger RNA, 1854 nt
Organism: Symbiodinium sp. CCMP2592
Lineage: Eukaryota; Dinophyceae; Suessiales; Symbiodiniaceae
Source: the annotation of a GenBank genome assembly